This is a messenger RNA of Rhipicephalus sanguineus (brown dog tick), 4665 nucleotides long. RefSeq lists its product as uncharacterized. The transcript is spliced from 6 exons. The record is from RefSeq and is a predicted model, not a curated record. Lineage: Eukaryota; Metazoa; Arthropoda; Arachnida; Ixodida; Ixodidae. The coding region runs from base 137 to 4657 and encodes 1506 amino acids.
UUGCGGCGGUCGCGCGUCGAAAGCUCGCGCUCGAGGCUGCCGUCGCGAGCGGGGCCGCGAUUGCUUCAGUUCCCGCUCUGGGUUUUGUGUUUUCGCCAUGGUUCCGACGGGGUAGCCGACCAAACAAAUAGCCGCCAUGGCCGAACAGAAGGCCGUGGGCAAGACCGACAUGGCGGCCGUGAUCACGGACAACAAGUCCGGAGUCCCUGAUCGGCCAACAAAUGUGUCACAGAAAUUAAAAAACGAGGAGGCCGCCUACCAGCGCGACGUUCUGGGCAAGAAAGAUGUUCCUCCCCCGGUCGAGACCGCGGAGAACAAAGGCGGCAAGCACGGGAUGACAAGCCUCCUACAACACGAGGAAGCACGGCUGCAGAAGAUCGGCCAGCACCUCGACAAGCCAGAGUUGCUGGAACAGAAGCUGCGAGAGCAGACCACCAGCCAGAAGGGCGAGUCGGGGUUCGCGUCCACAGCCAACAUCAAGACCGAUACGAAUAUGCGCAUGACCGACGACGCCCGGGGUCUCUCGCCGGACCAGAACGCUGGACCACGAGGGCAGCAGGCUCCUGCCGGCGGGUUCGCGUCCUCGGCCAACAUCAAGACUAACACGAAUAUGCGCAUGACCGACGACGUCCGGGGUCUCUCGCCGGACCAGAACGCUGGGCCACGAGGGCAGCAGGCUCCUGCCGGCGGGUUCACGUCCACAGCCAACAUCAAGACCGACACGAAUAUGCGCAUGACCGACGACGUCCGGGCCAACAUCAAGACCGACACGAAUAUGCGCAUGACCGACGACGUCCGGGGUCCCUCGCCGGACCGGAACGCUUCACUGCGAGGGCCGCAGGCUCCUGCCGGCGGCGCCGGUGGGCAACAGCCUCCUGGAGGUGCGCCGAUGAAGCUUCCGUCCAAGGAGAACGUCGUAGCCGGAAAGGCGACCGGCACCGUGUCUCCAGUCGCCAGCCAACCCAGAGAGUCGGUCCCGACGGCGAACCAAGCUUGCAUCAACGAAAGGCCGGGGUUUAUUACGGGCACCAGUGGAGACAGAAUGCGGGAUGAAAAGAUGGCCUACGCACGGGACAUCGGCGCCCCCCAAGCUCGAGGCUUGGCUCCACAAGGCGGCGAGAAAGUCAUGUUGGCCACCAUCUACACCAAGGAGGAAGAGUUGUCCACGACGUCCGAAGAACAGCCGCCUCGCAUGAGCGGCUGGCUGCCUGAGAGUUUUCAGCGGGUUAUUGACAGCGGCAUGGAAAAGAUCUACGGACCGCGACCGAGGCGCCCGUACAGGCCGCCUAUGUUGGAGAUGGAAGUGGAAGAGGACGACUACGACCCGUACUUCGAGAGACACGAGGCGGUCCAAGUUUUGUGCAAGCCCGAAGAAGGCCGGGUUAUGUACCCGAAUGAGAAGCGUCGCAGGACCCGACGUUCAGUGUACCCGGCGGAGGAAGAUUUCGAGGUUAUGUUUCAGGACGAGUUGGUAAUGGGCGGCGGACGACGUCCUAUGAUGUAUGACGAUGAAGGUGACCCUGGGUACGCCGACGAAGGAGACAUGUACGACGAGGAGACGGAGGACGUCCUUUACAUAGGAAGACAUGAUGUACCCGGGGGGCCAAACAUGCCGCAGAUGGGUCAGCCCAUGAUGCAGCCGCCCAUGAUGCAAGCGAUGCCCGCUCAGCAGUACGGCUAUCCCCAGCAGACGGCUGGUCAAAAUGAAAUGUAUGACCCUUCACAGAGCGUUGUCAUAGACCAGAAGGAUCAGAUAGAAGUGAGCUCCUCGGAUAGUGACGUCAACGUCAAGUGGACCAAACAGUACACGGUGGGGCUGCCAUCUGACGCAGAUGAUGCUAACCAAACCGCUCGCAGCGUCCGAAUCGACGAACGUGUGAAGGUAACUACUCAGAAGGAUCAGUCAUCCACGACUGAGUCUGAAGAAAGUAGUGGGAAAAUAUCAACUGCUGUUCAAACGACGUGCCACGAUCCGAUAUCUACGACAUCGCAGACGGACAGGCCAGCGAAGGAUUCAAAGGGCAUCGAGGUAAAAGCCGACACAGAUGACGUGGCCACGCAGAGGAACCGAAGUCCCGAAAGAGCGACGGACACACAGACAUUUGGCACAUCACCGUUUGUUCCAGGCGCCGGCAUGCCGUUCAUGUAUCCGCCUGGUAUGAUGAACCCUUACAUGAUGGGUGGCAUGGGCAUGCCCCAGCAGCCUAUCCCUCCGCCACCUCCUUCCCUUCCCGACCCGCCGCCACCUCCGCUGAUACAGUGUGAAGAGUGCGCGCAGGCUAAAUCAUGCUGCGACGACGUGCCUUUCGAAGAGUUGCAAAAGAACAUUGAAGACGACAUUGCAAACAUAGUGAACGAGAACCUGGAAGUAAAGAUUAGUGACGAAGACACCAAGAUACUGGUCACUCGCCCUGACUCCCCUUACAAGCUUGUCUACCUGAUACCGCAGCGACCGCAAGUCGUCAAGGAAGAAAAGGGCAGCCAGACGGCCAAGCAAGACACGAACAAAAGCAUUCAGACCGAUCGAAAGAAAACCGUUAAGGGGGCUCUGUCCUUCGACACCGACGGCGGCGAGGGAGAGCGCGUGAUUAUGGCCUCUUACAAUACUCAGGAGCGCCAGAUCAACGGAAAGCGCGUGCGAACGACCAAAGCCUUCCGCGUCACGCAGUCCGACGACGAAAAGGUGAGCGUCACGGAAGUGCAAGAAUCGUCGAGCAGCUCGGAAGGCGGCAGGUCCAGGUCGAAACGUCGGUCGCGCUCCAAGAAACGGGCCAAGCGCGCCCGUUCGGACGGCGUCUAUCCGCGCAGUCUGACCAUAUCUGUAGGCCGCACCAGUUCUACCACGAGCCGUAGCCGUUCGCCAGGGCACGGUCGCCGCACUCCCAGUGCCGGAGCAGCACGGAGCGAGACUCCCGUGCACGGACGACGCCAGAGGCGCUGGAAGGGGGCCGCCCCUAGCACUAGCUCGUACAGCGUCAGCAGCGAGACAAACGUGUCCAUCAUCGGCCCGGCUUCGAAUCCCGAAGCGAUAAGCUGCACCGCGAGGGCAUACGUUGACAAGUCACCGGCAAAGACUCACUCGCGCGGCCCUUCUCGUAAACACGCUGCGCACGACGAUGACGCGGCGCACAUAUCGGCACGCUGCACCAUGGUGACGUCGGACACGAACAUUUCAGCCCGGACCAUGCAGGACGUCCCCGAACUGCUUGGCGAUGUAAAGCCCAAGAUGAACAAGGUAUACGUAGAGCGCGUCUACAACGAGCGCCCAGAAAGCUCCCGCCUCGGCCAGCGCAUGGAGAAGCGAGCGCCUUCGCCGCCCCCGCUACCAGAGAUGACGCGCAUGAGCGGAGAGAGACCUCCAUCACCUUGCGGUGGUCGUGAGAAGGGCGGCAUGAUGUGCAAGCCGCCAAGGUCCGUCUCGUCCAUUUUUCAGGCAGCUGCGGGAUCUCGAUGCUACCAGAGUCCCAACCGUAAUGCUAGUUACAUCGAAGCCGAACGGAUCGCCAAGCAGAUUGCACAGCAGAUCGCGCCGCAGAUCAUCGCCGCUCGCCAGAAGGAACCCCAAGCGCAAGAUAAACAGAGAAACGGCGGGCAGCCGUCCGUGCUUCAGAACAUGAUCACGACCGCUCGACAGCACAACCAGCAACUUCAACAGCAGCAGCAGCAACAGCAACUUCUACAGCCUCGUCGGUCUCAGCUCCGGCAACUGCCGCUCCCUAGAGACGAGGAGACGGUUCUCCAGCCACGUCGGUCUCAACUCCGGCAACAACCGUUCCGUAGAGACGAGGAGACGCUUCUACAGCCUCGUCGGUCUCAGAUUCGGCAACAGCCGUUCCGUAGAGACGAGGAAACGCUUGUCCAGCCUCGUCGGUCUCAGCUCCGCGAACUGCCGUUCCGUAGAGACGAGGAGCCGACCCGUUACGAAAACAGAACCUUCUACGAGACCGACGGUCGCUACACCGUCACGUCCCAACAGUCUCUGGAGCGCCUAAAGAACGCAGAAGGCAGCCGCCUCGUGACGGAGAACAAGGUGUGCCGAUACGGUCCGCCUGGUGCUGCCCCCGUCACGUCCUCUCUGAGCCAGAGUUUUCCGCAACGCUACGCAGGAGGCGGUUACCGCCGCGCUGGUGGCGGCGGCGGCGGCGGCGUUGCACCACCGAGGCGGUCAGCCACCAUGUCCACUGUGAGCCGCAAUUUGCAACAGUCGCCGCAGCACUUGCAGUCUCGCGGAAGUCCUCUGUGUGGCAGGAAGAGUCCACAGGCUCGGUACAUCCUGCCCAUCCAGCUGCAAGUUACCGGACAGCCGAGCCGGGCGGGCACCGCCGGUGGGUACAACCAGUCACCACGCUGCGGGGGCGCGCGUCUCUCUCCGGGGCUGUCCAGGAGUCGCUCCAAGAUCAUGAUGCAGCAACAGGAGCAGCGCUCGAGCGUCGUCAUGCGCAACAUCGAGCAGGACUCGUCGAGCCCUACCCGCAUGACGCCCACCAGCUCCUGCCACGGAGACAAGAAGAGGGCCUUCUACAAACGGGCGUACCGGCUACGAAUCCCAGCCCAGGAGAAACAGGUGCUGACGUACGCGCUGGUUGCUCUUGUGGCCCUCAUCAGCAUCAUCCUUGUCAUCAACACACUCGGCAAGAGGCGCGCCACCAUAGAGUGACAUCCGAG